This is a messenger RNA of Rotaria sp. Silwood2, 593 nucleotides long. NCBI's taxonomy places the organism in Eukaryota, Metazoa, Rotifera, Eurotatoria, Philodinida, Philodinidae. The record is from the annotation of a GenBank genome assembly.
AUGGAAGCCAUGACAAAAAUGGGCUUCUUCAUCAGAAAUCUUCAUCGUCAAUUAGAAGAACUUCAUAAGAAACAGUUGGAUAAUUAUAUGACAAAAUUUAUUGUUUAUCGUGGUCAAGGGCUCACCGUACAAGACUUUCAACAUCUAUUCGACGCGAAAGGUGGACUUCUUUCAUUUAACAAUUUUUUGUCGACUAGUAAGAAGUUGUUCAUAAAUCGUGUUAUCCAUUAAAGAUGAAAAUUCUUUUCAUUUUUUUUUCUUACAGAAUCUCCUUCGUCUGUCACAUCUAUCUGUUCUAGAAAACAUUCUCAGAAGCAUACAAGAGAUUGAAUUAACUGUCAUCAACAACAAAACUUAGGGUUUCAAUUGAGAGAUAUCGUUCUUUUGUAAGGUACAUUGAUGGACUGAAACAAAUGAAUACUUUAGUUGUUUUGAUUUUUUAUUAUGAAGUUGUUUACUACUGCGAGAGUUUCAGACAGUAUAUCCCUCAGUAAAAAUUUCUCAGCAUAUUUUAAUUUCAUUAAAUAGAAAUAGAUUGACAUGUAGAAGGAAAAUGAAGUCAUGAAACAAUUCAUAUGAGUUUGAGCGUACCU